CCUUUCGGGUAUCGAAGCCCUACACUUUCAUUGACUAUCUAGCUUCAAUUUCAUCGGACAUUCGGACGGGCGACGCGAAUGCUGACGGCCACCGGACGGGCGAUCAAUCAGCCGCGACUUGGCCAUAGCUAACCACCGCCGGCAGGUAACAGAGAGCCCUUCUGCGGUUUCUCUACUGCCGAUAAGUAACAAGGACUCCCAUGGGCGCCUCCGAGUCCCUCCUUUCCAAGCAACAGCAGCAACAACCGAUCGAUGAAAUCACCACCGUUUCUGAGAGGACCGAGAGCGUAGAUCCCCUUCUGGAUCGCGUCAGGGCCCUCAAGAUCGCGCCGCCGCUGCUUAACUCGCCGCCUCCGACGGAAUCCAGCUUAUCCGAUAUUCUUGUCAGGAGACCCUCGUCAUCGUCGUCCGCACCUAUUUCAGGUACUUUGAAUCCAAAGGUUCUGACGGAGCUCUUCUCUGUGUACCGUGAGUGGCAGGAAGAGAAGGCCAGUAAAAUCAGCAAGAAGCAGGAAGUGAUCGAAAACAAGAUUGAUACUGCAGAUGCUUUGGCAAUUAAGCUUCUUCAGCGCUUCAAUUAUUCAGUUUCCUCCAUGAGAUCAACUGCUAACAGUCUGGCUGAAGUGAAUCAAUUACAGGUAGAUGUUGGUGAACUCAAAGGCAGGCUUACUGAAGUGAUAAGCAAUUGUGACGCCCUAUGCAAGAGAAUUGCGACAGAAGGGCCUGAAUCGCUCAGGUCCUCUGUGAGUUCAUUCUCCACCAGCAACCUGGAAACACAGACCAAUUAUUCAUUGAGAAAGAGUUCUCAAACAACCGAGCAGCAGUUUGCCUUGGACUUUAUGAAACCUUCCUAAAAUUUUAACAUGUUCUUUGAUCAUACAGCUAGCUGGCAUUAUUGGAGACAUAAUGGAGUAUGCAUGCCACAUAUAUCAUGACAUUGUUGUCAUAAUGCAUAUUGAAUUCAUGCCAUAUCUAUAUUUAUGACUUCAUACCAAUAAAUCUGUGAAAAAUAUUUCAGAUUAUUGUACCAAACAUCACAUUUGAUGAUCUUAGAAUGAAAUUUUGUGAUAAAUAAACUCUUAAUAUGUGAUUCUAUUUAA
Molecule: messenger RNA, 1100 nt
Organism: Zingiber officinale
Lineage: Eukaryota; Viridiplantae; Streptophyta; Magnoliopsida; Zingiberales; Zingiberaceae
Exons: 6
Coding region: 201-854 (217 amino acids)
Source: RefSeq, a predicted model, not a curated record